AUGCCCGCUGCGUCCGCGCCCAGGCCGCCGUUUUCGCAGCGACUCGACCAGCCCAACCAACACGCACAGCAGCCUCCCAGAGGCGAGUCUGGCGAUCAGAUCUCUCCACACACUAUGAGUGCCGCUGUCGACCAAGCUCAUAUUCAGCUCAUCCAACAAGUUCAGCAUGAGCUCCGUACGCCCGUCCAUGGCCUGCUUGGCCUCGUCGAGGAUCUUCGCGCAGAACUCCGUGCAGCACCAAUAGAAGACAAAGCAGCGCGCAGAUCGCUGCUUAUCAAGACCGAGAGUCUUUCUGGACUAGGCGAAAGGUUGCAGAAUGUCUUGGACGACUUUCGGGAUUUCGCGGCGGAAACGGUGAAUGCAAGAGAAGCUGAGGAGGACUAUGAGGUCUUCCCUGAAGAGCCGGUCGACUUGGGCGAUUUGUUGGAUACAGUAGCCUCAGAGGCAUGGAAUGCACAAGUGCGGCAGAUUCGAGCGGAGGAUGGUGACGAUGCAAGACUUCCGCCACCACCCGAACUCAUCUUGCAAACAGAUGCAAGUCUGCGUGGGUGGAAGACGGUGGUCUCGACCAAACUCGUCAAGAAGCUCGCACACAAGCUCAUCUCUAACGCCCUCCGUUUCACCUCGGAAGGGUAUGUUGAGGUUUCACUCUCUCCAUCCGUUGCUACGUCACCUUCGUUUGAGCAAGAUGUCUCCUUCCCCUCCUCAGCGUCCUCCUCAACACUCUCAAGAGACCAACACUACGUCGAUUUGGUGGUUGAAGAUUUAGGCGAAGGCAUGACCGAACACUUUCUUUCGCAUCGCCUCUUUGAGCCGUUCGUCAAAGCAGACAACUUCAAAGCCGGCGCCGGUCUCUCUGUGACCCUUUGCUCCACCAUCGUUCGUCGAAUGGGCGGAUCGAUGCACGUGUCGAGCGACAAAGGCCGAGGAACCAUCGUCACGGUCAAGAUCCCAGUACAGAGCCUUCCAGAUCAUUGCAAACCACCAGCACCACCCUCUCAAUCCGACCAGCUAAUCUACCUAUACGGCUUCGAAGGGCCCGGUCUACAACGGUUGGCACAGGUCAUUUCUGCCCAACUUGCCACAUUCGGCAAUCUCUACUGCACUUCGCACAUCCAGGAUGCCGACUUUCUGCUUAUCCCGGAAGAAGCCUGCGGGAAAGUCGAGGGUGGAGUGGAUGCGAUUUUCGCCCAGACCAAGCCAGGAGUCAAGAUUGGCGUGCUGCAAGCGCAUGAAGAUCAAGGGAUAGAGUAUGCUGCGUUCAAGAACGGUAGUAGGAGACCGACUUUCGUCACAAGAAAGCCUUUCGGGCCGAGAUGCUUUGCGAAUCUCUUAAGGCUGGCACAGCAGGAAGGUGACCAAGAUACAAGGACCGCGAGUGAGACGGUGAGGCAAAAGCAUGGACAUCUAGGCUACACAGCACCUGUCAACCCAGACAAGCCGGAUGAAGUGCUGCCUGAGGGAUCAGGUACACCUCUAUCUCAACGAGCUGAGCUGGCAAAGGCAUCCGAGGAUGCUACGGAGAAGGAGAACAACAAAGACCUGCUCCCGCCUCGCAUGUCUCUCGUGGAAGACCAGGAAAAGGAGAACCGUAAAAGUGGCUCUUCUUUGCCAAGUGGCGACAAGCUCGCCGAUCUAGUCCUCUCUCCCGACGCCAUGGACGAGGUGCUGCGUGCGCCCAACCCCAAACCUCGUAUUCAACCGCCUCCCACACCACCCAUCUCCACCGCUGACUCCGAACCUUCCUCCGCCACUGCUCAACCCAAGCCAUCAUCCUCAUCAAGGACCCAACCAUCCCGCUCGUCAUCUCUCCGCCGCUCCAAACCCAAGUUCAGCGUCCUCUGCUGCGAAGACAACCCACUCAACAUGCGUAUCCUCAUGACCAUGCUCCGCCAAUCCAAGAUCGAGUUCCACGAAGCAGUCGAUGGCGUAGAAGCAGUCGAACAAUUCAAAAAGCAUUUACCUGCUGUGACGCUGCUAGAUAUCAAUAUGCCCAGAAUGAUGGGUUUCGAAGCUUGCGAACUGAUGCGGAAGCAUGUGAAGGAGGAGUUUGGAGAGAAUGAGGGAGAAGGUGGGAAGGGAAAGUACAAGAUUGUAGCGGUGACAGCGUUGAGUGACAAGUAUCAUCAACAGAAAGGAUUGGAGUGCGGAAUGGAAGCGUGGUUCACAAAGCCGUUGCAGAUGCGACAGCUUAAGGCUGAUUUGGCGGAGUGGAAGAAGGCCUUCGAGGAUGCCAUGGGGAGCGAAGACACGGCAUUAGAUGCAGCUGUGCCUCCUCCUCGUCCUAACUCGAGCUCUUUUCGUUCCACUUAG
Messenger RNA from Ustilago hordei, 2313 nucleotides. RefSeq lists its product as uncharacterized. Gene Ontology annotation, biological process: phosphorelay signal transduction system; protein autophosphorylation. NCBI's taxonomy places the organism in Eukaryota, Fungi, Basidiomycota, Ustilaginomycetes, Ustilaginales, Ustilaginaceae. The coding region runs from base 1 to 2313 and encodes 770 amino acids. The record is from RefSeq and is a predicted model, not a curated record. The transcript has a single exon. Gene Ontology annotation, molecular function: histidine phosphotransfer kinase activity; phosphorelay sensor kinase activity.